Messenger RNA from Lichtheimia ornata, 798 nucleotides. RefSeq lists its product as uncharacterized. The record is from RefSeq and is a predicted model, not a curated record. Bases 1 to 798 code for a protein of 265 amino acids. The transcript has 4 exons. NCBI's taxonomy places the organism in Eukaryota, Fungi, Mucoromycota, Mucoromycetes, Mucorales, Lichtheimiaceae.
AUGUCCGCACAAGAAAAUACCGAUAAGCCCGUUCCCCAAGUUCCAGAAGAGAACACUGCUGAAGGCACCAAACCAUCUCCUUCUACCUCUUCCCCUGCAACACGUCGUCUUUCGGUGUUGAUCAACAAGGCUAAAAAGUCCAUCUCUCAAGCUGCUGACAAGGUUUCCUCGCCUACAGAAGCCAAGUCAUCUGAACCUGCCACUACUACUGAAAAUGCUGGUACAUCGGAUGAGCCUGUUGCUGCUGCUGCCAAUCCAACAACCGAAGCCACCACCACUACAUCGGAUGGUGCCGAAAAGCGGCGAUCACGUUUGGUUGAAAACUUUGAAAAUUUCUUCCAUCGCAGCAAGACCCCAGCUCAGGAACAAGCCCAAAAUGAGCAUCCUAGUGAAGAACAUGCUGCUUCACCUGCUGUUGAAGACACAUCAGCAGCAGCUGCUGGUGCUGCCCCUUCAUCUCCUACCAAGGAUUCGAUGGUGGAUCAAAUGAAGCGUAACCCAUUGAUUAAUCGCUUCUUUACGAAAAAGGAAGAGACAGCACCUACAACAACAGACGCAACCGAAACAUCAGCUGCUGAGCCCAAACCUGACGAAGAACCAAAGGCUACCGGAAGUGGUGCUCAACUUGGUCGACGUCUCACUCAAAUCUUGCGAUCCCUUCCCAAAGGCAAAAAGAAGACCACCACAUCCUCGGGAUCUUCAUCAUCAUCCACCCAUCAAGAUGAAACCCCUGCUGCUCAAUCACACCCUGCUGCUGCAGCAACUGCUACCACACCCACUGUGCAAGCAACAGCUUAA